AUGCCUCGCGUUUGGUUCAUAACCGGCAGCUCUCGCGGCCUGGGACGCUGUAUAGCCGAGGCAGCACUGGAAUGCGGGGACGCCAUCAUCGCCACUGCUCGCAGCCCUGAGCAGCUCGCCGAUCUGACAGAAAGAUACGGUGACGAGAGAGUCCUCACUCUGCCCCUCGAUGUGACCGACAACGAGAAAGUCAUCCAAGCCGUCCAUGCCGGACACCUGAAGUUCGGCCGCAUCGACAUCGUCAUCAACAAUGCCGGAUACGCCAACACCGCCGCAGUUGAGGACAUGAGUAUCCUCGACUUCUGCGCACAGGUCGACGCCAACUUCUUCGGGGUCGUGUACGUUUCCAAGGCGGUGUUGCCGAUCCUCCGCCUACAAGGGUCGGGGCAUAUCUUCCAAGUCUCCUCUCUGGGCGGACGCAUCGGAGCUCCCGGGCUCUCGGCCUACCAGUCUGCUAAAUGGGCCGUGGGCGGAUUUUCUACCGUCCUGGCUCAGGAGCUUGCGCCGUUCGGGGUCAAAGUCACCGUUCUUGAACCGGGUGGCAUCAGGACUGACUGGGCGGGAUCGUCCAUGACGAUCCCUCAGGUCAGCGAACCAUACCAGGCGACCGUGGGCACGUUUGCGGAGUAUCUUCGCAAGUCAUCGGGUAGCGAGCCCUCGUUGCCCGGUCGGAUUGCAGAUAUCAUUGUGAAAAUUGCCGCGCAGGAGGAGCCUCCGUUGCGUCUGUUGGUUGGUCCUGAUGCGGUGGAAUAUGCUGGCCAAGCAGCGGAGGCUCUAGCAGCGUCAGAUGAGAAGUGGAGGGAUGUGAGUCUUGCGUCGGUUUGA
Messenger RNA from Aspergillus melleus, 825 nucleotides. RefSeq names its product Oxidoreductase boa17 (gene BOA17). The transcript has a single exon. NCBI's taxonomy places the organism in Eukaryota, Fungi, Ascomycota, Eurotiomycetes, Eurotiales, Aspergillaceae. The record is from RefSeq and is a predicted model, not a curated record. The coding region runs from base 1 to 825 and encodes 274 amino acids.